This is a messenger RNA of Fopius arisanus, 363 nucleotides long. RefSeq names its product antifreeze protein Maxi-like. The transcript is spliced from 3 exons. The record is from RefSeq and is a predicted model, not a curated record. NCBI's taxonomy places the organism in Eukaryota, Metazoa, Arthropoda, Insecta, Hymenoptera, Braconidae. The coding region runs from base 1 to 363 and encodes 120 amino acids.
AUGGAGGCAAGGAGGAGAAGAGCAGAGGCGCUGAGGGCAGAGGGUGAGAGGCUCCAGGCAGAGGCAGCAGCAGCAGCCGAGGUAGCAGUAGGAGCAGAAGCAGCAGCAGAAGCAGCAGCAGAGGCAGCACCAGCAGAGGCAGAAGGAGUAGCCGCAGCAGAAGCAAUAGCAGAAGAAGAAGCCGCAGCAGAGGGAGCAGCAGUCGUAGUAGAAGCAGCAGUUCCAGCAGCGGUAGCAGCCUCAGCAGCAGUAACAGCAGCAGCAGAGAUGAGCGAAGCAGCGGAGAUGGCCGGUGCUCCACGAUGGGCGUACUAUCUACUAAACAAAGUACAGGCAAUCGAGCGCUUGGCAACAUCAGCGUGA